UUUCUCCUUUAAAUAAAUAAUUUGUUCUCGCUGUGAACUGCCGACGGAAAACCCUAGCCAAAACCCCGUAGUUGAUCCUUGAUCGAUGGAGUCCAUGGAUAAGCUUAAGCUGGGGCUCCGAGCUCUCCUGCCGGAGCCGAACGCAUCCUCCGGAUUCUCCUCUCCUGGUCAAACCGAAGUUCUUGUUCGCCGUGCUUCCAUCGGGCGGGUGGUUUCUCUAUCGACCUGUGGUAAGAUUUGUGCAUUCAGCUUUGUCGUAGGAGUUGUUGUCGGCUUCACGCUAAAGAGACGCUUGAGGAACUGGGCGAAAAGGCUGCUCAAAGGAUUGAAGGACGAUUAAAGCUCGCAAAUGAUGGAUAUGUUCUUCAUAAUCAUCCACCCCUACCCCCAUGAUGUACCUCAAAUUUACACAUCUCUUAAACGCUGAUAUUUGUUGGAUAUUCAAUGCCUUUUGUGAUUACGAUUGUGCACGACUUAGAGGUCACGGAUUCGAAUCGUGGAAAAAAAAGAAACUUUUAGGAUAAGAUUGUGAACCCUAGACUCAAUGUGGUCGGAUAUUUUUCUAGUAUCUCUUUUGUUGUUCGUUUUA
This is a messenger RNA of Zingiber officinale, 589 nucleotides long. RefSeq lists its product as uncharacterized. The coding region runs from base 86 to 340 and encodes 84 amino acids. The transcript is spliced from 2 exons. NCBI's taxonomy places the organism in Eukaryota, Viridiplantae, Streptophyta, Magnoliopsida, Zingiberales, Zingiberaceae. The record is from RefSeq and is a predicted model, not a curated record.